This is a messenger RNA of Symbiodinium necroappetens, 247 nucleotides long. Lineage: Eukaryota; Dinophyceae; Suessiales; Symbiodiniaceae. The record is from the annotation of a GenBank genome assembly.
GUUCAACCUUAUCUUCCUGGGCAUCGAAGUCAGCGUGACCAUGCAGAUGGGCAACGACGACAUCCCAGUCAUGUUUGCAAUCGUCAACGCCACGGUGGUUUUAAUUUUCAUGGUGGAGGAUGAGGAGGAGAAGAGUGAGAAGCCGGGCAAAGCAGACGCGAAGCGGCCUUCUACGAAGCCACCACGACGCGGAAAGAAAAGCCCCGUGGAGCAGGCCCCAACCACCGUGGCAAGCCGGAUGCUGACG